This is a messenger RNA of Sapajus apella (tufted capuchin), 7452 nucleotides long. It is a transcript of the gene ST8SIA2, whose product is annotated as ST8 alpha-N-acetyl-neuraminide alpha-2,8-sialyltransferase 2. Lineage: Eukaryota; Metazoa; Chordata; Mammalia; Primates; Cebidae. Bases 2007 to 3104 code for a protein of 365 amino acids. The transcript has 6 exons. Gene Ontology annotation, biological process: N-glycan processing; oligosaccharide metabolic process. Gene Ontology annotation, molecular function: alpha-N-acetylneuraminate alpha-2,8-sialyltransferase activity. The record is from RefSeq and is a predicted model, not a curated record.
UUCAAAAACAGCAGGUGGUAAAUUUUAUAUGUAUUUUACCAAAAUUUGAAAAAUUGGGAUUGGGGGAAGAAAUCUUAAACAGAAGUCUCCAAUCACUGUUGGAAGCCCUUGCUCUAGUCAUGUGACUGACCCCAAGUCAUCCUGUUCCUCACUUUUCUCCUGACCAUGGGUCCUUGGAGCUUGUCCGUGGGCUGUCAACGAGCAUAAAUCCCAGUGGUUUUAAUGUGCAAAAUGAAAAAAUAGCAUUCGGUAUUCUCCCGAAAAUGUGAAGAAAGAACCAUCUGCAAAUUAAUAAAUUGUGCUUUAGUUUCAUCUUCUAUUCUUAAGACUAAUCACCGGUUUAAAUUGGUUCUAGACUCUUAAUUAAAAUUGUCAGUUCCUGAAAGUUCAUUCUGAGCCUGACUCUCCCAUGAGAAACUGUAAAUGUGGGAAAUUCUAACACAGCUAGGAGAUUCCGGCACACUGGACCUUACCUUACCUAUAAACAACUGGGCUUGGUAUAUAUAUAUAUCAAAACAUCAUGACGUACCCCAUAAAUAUACACAGUUAUGAAUUUUUGAUUAAUAAAUUGUUAAAAUAAAACACUUGGGCUUGAAGAGACUAAGCAAAAUUCAGCUUUCCGGUUUUGCUACUUGCUGUUCACCAGAAUAAAUCCAGCCGUGUGUGGUGUGAUUUUGUUUUAUUUUUCUUUAACAUACUAUUUUCAUUUACUAUCGUAGUUUACUGUGUACGUUCUACUAGGAGAGAAUAUAACGUCCAUAGUGCGAAAAAAAAUUGACAUUCUAAAAUGUCAGCCUUUAAAGUCAUCAACCUCUCCCCUUACAAUGGUUGAGAAUAUUGUAACAAGUUUGAAUGGGCAGCUGUUUUUACCAGUAUUAUACCUUGUUUUAUAGAGUUCUUUAUAGUAUGCAGGGUAUAUCCCUAUAGAUUUUCUCACUUGGAUGAUCUAAGCAUCCGUGUUUCUACAAUUUCAGCACUUUGUGAAUUAUCUUUAGCCAAUGUUUCUUACCCAAUCAUCUUCUAUCAAUCAACCAAGCAGGCAUCAGUAAUUCCCCAUCACAAGGAAUGUAAGCUUAUUUUAAUAACAUUUGAGGCAAAACUUCAUUAGAAAAAACAAAUCCCUUGUCCGUUCCUGUGAUUUAUUCUAGAGCCAAACAUCUGCAGCUCAAUUUCUUUGAACGAUGGUCUUCCCUGUCCUAUGAACAGCUGAGAGGUGAGGCAGUGUCUUGGACAGGUGUAAAUAACACGCGGGAACACGGCACAUGAGCUUCAGGGACGGCUUUAGAAGAAAAGCACCCACUUAACUCUUGAAGCCUGGUUUGCUUCACUGAAUCCCAGUGGGCAAAGCUCUGUGCAAGGCUAAGAAAGUGAACAAGACAAGCUUCUAUCCUGUUUUCCUCUAGGUUCUGUCAUUAUUUACGUAUGUCAGGGCCAACAGAUGCGGCAACGACUGCUACGGGAAAGACAGCUUGUUAUACUCACGUCACGGGGCUCUACGCAAGGAGACACUGGGGUUGGUCUGGAGGUGGGGGGGGGGAAACUGGCAAGAGCCUUUGUUGUGGUUUGCCCAGGAAGGAACGGGCAAGGCAGGGCCAGCAGUUUUAAGAUUGGCUAGUUUGAGUAAUUUCAGCAGGCUCUGCAGCGUAGGAGCUGUGGCUAGUUGCAUGGUGCCUAGCCCGGGGCAAUGACAGUAGGGGAAUACCUGGCCCUACAUCAGGGAAGGGAAAUUCUGGCCCCCAAUAAAUGAGACAGUACGGAUCUGUUUUCAAGAUUGCCAUUUGACAGGAGCACUCCCAGGAGAGUUGUUUGCUGUCUCUAGAAAGUGGCUAACCCUGGGACGGGCCAUUUCUCCAGGGUCAGAAGAGCCCCAGAUGUCAACGUGUUGGAAUGGGGGAAAAAAAAAAGACAUGUUUAACACGCCCCCUCGAGGGCGGACACUUUAGCAUGGCCGCAGGAGGAAGCUAAACCUGGCACACAAACCCCCAGGCCUUGGACUCUCUGCCUGUAUGAGUAGGAGUUCAGAUUGUGUGAAUGACAAGACUUCUGCAAAGCCUCCCAUCUGCGAUUCCACGAGGAAUUCGGGAGGCAGAGGUACAAUCAGAUCAGCUGUGAACAGCUUACAUAGCAAAUCUAAUAGAGCUGAAGUUGUAAUAAAUGGCUCCUCAUCACCAGCUGUUGUUGACAGAAGUAAUGAAAGCAUCAAGCACAACAUCCAGCCAGCCUCGUCCAAAUGGAGACAUAACCAGACGCUCUCUCUGAGGAUCAGGAAGCAAAUUUUGAAGUUCUUGGAUGCUGAAAAGGACAUUUCUGUCCUAAAGGGAACCCUGAAGCCCGGAGACAUUAUUCAUUACAUCUUCGAUCGAGACAGCACCAUGAAUGUGUCCCAGAACCUCUACGAGCUCCUCCCCAGGACUUCGCCGCUGAAGAACAAGCACUUUGGGACUUGUGCCAUCGUAGGCAACUCGGGGGUCUUGCUGAACAGCGGCUGUGGGCGGGAGAUUGAUGCCCACAGCUUUGUCAUCAGGUGCAACCUGGCCCCAGUACAGGAGUACGCCCGGGAUGUGGGGCUCAAGACAGACCUGGUAACCAUGAACCCCUCCGUCAUCCAGCGCGCCUUUGAGGACUUGGUCAAUGCCACAUGGCGGGAGAAGCUGCUGCAGCGGCUGCACAGCCUCAAUGGCAGCAUCCUGUGGAUCCCUGCCUUCAUGGCCCGGGGCGGCAAGGAGCGCGUCGAGUGGGUCAACGAGCUCAUCCUGAAGCACCACGUCAACGUGCGCACUGCAUACCCCUCGCUGCGCCUGCUGCACGCUGUUCGCGGAUACUGGCUGACCAAUAAAGUCCACAUCAAAAGACCCACCACCGGCCUCCUGAUGUAUACCCUGGCCACACGCUUCUGCAACCAAAUCUACCUCUACGGCUUCUGGCCCUUUCCGCUGGAUCAGAACCAGAACCCAGUCAAGUACCACUAUUAUGACAGCCUCAAGUACGGCUACACCUCCCAGGCCAGCCCCCACACCAUGCCCUUGGAGUUUAAGGCCCUCAAGAGCCUACAUGAGCAGGGCGCUUUGAAACUGACUGUCGGCCAGUGCGAUGGGGCCACGUAAGGUGGGCGCCCCGUGGGACUCAGUGGCUCACAUUUCCUGCCAGCUACACCACAGGCAGAUGGGAGUCGGGGUGGCACAAACAAUAGAACAAGCAGGCUAGUGGUUUUCUUUGUUAAAGUGUAAAACAGUGACCAGAAUAUAUAUAUCUAUACCUGCAUAUAUAUAUUGACCUGAGUAUUUAUAACUGUGUGGUGUUCAUCUAGCAUUAGGCAGAUAGGCCACAGGAAGAAGGUGUGGAGAACCCACCUGAACCAGAUUGAGACUCAGUCCAUCUUUGGGGGUGGAAGGACUUGACAUGAAAAGAAGCCAAUCCCAUGACUUUGGAUGACUAACUGCCUCCUGGUUUCAAGGGAUCUUUGGGCUCAUGGAUGAAUGGAGAGCCACCUGUUGUCAGCUGCCCCAAGCCUCUGGGAUACGUGGAUUCGGGGAGAGCCAAGCUCCAGAGGGGACACUUGACCCAGUCUAAAGUGGGUGCUAUUCAUGGAGGAGAGGGAGGUUGGAUAGCUCUACCGGGCAAAGGAGCACAAGGAAACCAAGCAGCAGAGGCCCCAUCAGCACACAGGGCCUUGUUCCACGAACUUAGAGUUUGACUGCCCAAGGGACAAACCAUGAUCAACUCACACGUCUCAGAGAGACCUCCACGGCUACAGAGAGAAGGCUAGAGGAGACACAAUGGAUGGUUCAUAUUCUGGCUUAGCAAGAACCACCAAGAACUUCUGGUGACGCAAGCAGAUGACACUGAAGAGGUGGAAUGUUCUGAAUCAUAUUUUUGAAAAAAUCUAGACCUCCUGCAAGGUCUAGGGCCCAUCUGACCCUAGAAUAAGGCAGGGGAGUGUCUACAAUCUAGUUGCAUUGGGUGCUUUUUAAAGCAACAUGAGUCCAUCGAGGAGGAAGAGACCCUGGGAUUUCACCUUCUGAGUUAGUCUCGUCUCACCCUGUUAGAAUGUCACAUGAGGGACUGUACUGUCCCCUCUGCCAACAGGGAAGCCACCAUGAGAGCUUGAAAGGGUGCUGUCAAGAUAAAUGUCAUCCUUCUUAACAGACAUAGGAUUGCCCUUUGGGGUGCCUCACAGAGCCUCAGAGCGUGAGACCUGAAAGAAUGUGAAGCAUCUGGCUCCAAGUCCCUGCAGUCACUCUGUUUACCUUCUGCAUUCUGCACUCUGCGGGACCUCUGCAGCCAGGCUGCUGUGUCAGUGUCACUUUCUUGUCAUUUUCCUACCCUGACGGUCACACUAGCCCACACCAAGCUCCAGCAUUGAGGUUUUCAAUUCUGCAGGGAGAGGUUCCAACGUCCACCCCACCUCCAUGCAUCCCCCUCUCCCCAGAAGCAAUGAUUUUAGAAUUUUUCUAAAUCCUUUUUUCCCCCUAUUGAGAUUAAUAGUACGAGUUUAAAAAAGAAUGCCCAAAGCCAAAUGUGAUUCCAAAUAGUGGGCAUAACCUCCCAGAAAAAUCUGGGCUAGAUGCCUGCAACUUAUGGGCUGGAAUCACAGGUCACACAUAGAGAAACAUAGCCAGCUUGACUCGUUAGACGUAUUCCUUUGCCUGAUAAAUAACAGUGUUUUAAAAUAUAUUUGAAGGGUAAGUAAAAAACUAUCUUGAAGGUGAAGGGAGUUAAGAAAAGCAAUCAAGACCUGCUCCUAAGCAUAUGAGACCAGACAUAAUUAAUCAAUGGCAGUGCAGAACAGGACCCUGACUCUAAGUUAAUGGUUGACCAGAAGGGAGUGGAGGCAGCAGAACCAUUAACCCCACACUCGAACACUCCAGCCCAAAGCCGUGAGGAUGAUGAUACAUCUCUGCAUUUUCCUUUGUUGUUGCUUGAAAUCUGUGAUUGGGGAUUUAUGUUAUAAAAUGAAUAUUUUACAAAGGAACAGCACUAAUGGCUUCUGUGGGAGCUGAGUGGUUUCAGACUCUUCACGGGCGGUGGAAAUAAUUAGUAUCAUAUUUCAUACGUCUCCAGAGCCUUUCAUCUUGAGGAUCUCAAAGACCCUAGAAGACAUUUAAUUUCUAAAGCUUGAAGUGACCUGGGGAGUGGGUAGAGUUUCCAGCAGGGCCUUGAGGGAUUAACCAAGGCCUUGGAUUCCAGAUGUUUCAUGGCAAGCACUGCCGGGAACUUGUGUCAGGUUCUGGAGUUGGCCCUGAGCUCUGUCCACCCAGCCAACACGCCACCAUCCCUUUGCAGGAGUCCAGAACGUGGUUUCCUUUCUGCCUAUCAUAGUCCUGGCUUCUUAAAUUGAAGCUGAUGUGAGCUGGAGUGCAAGGAGACCUUCCACCCUGCCUUCAGGUUCUCUCUGGAGAAAGGUUGGAGACCCCAGGAUAAUCAACAGGUGCGCUCUUCCCCCACUAGGCAUGAGUCCUGCACUGCCAAAAUGCCCUGGCCAUGUGAUGGCGGAGCUCCAGGAGCCUUGGCUUUCGUUGGCUCACUGUCCUCCUCCAUCUGGGCAUGCACAGUCAGGGGCCAGUUGUCCUUUCCUGCCCAUUCAGAGUUCAAUUUGAGCCUCCCCUGCAGUUCCUGGUGUAGGCCAGCUGACCUUGGGUGGCCCCAGGGAGUCGCACAGCCUGUACCCGGCCCCCAGAUCCACUGCUGUAACUGCAGGGUCACAGGCACCCUGGGAGAAUGGGCCUCCAGCCUCAGCUGGCUCUCACUGCUGACAGGCACCCCUCUGUCACCUCCUGCCACCUGUCGGAUGCCCAGUCUGCCUGCCAUCACCCACCCAAGCACUUCCAACCCACAUUCUCCCCAAGUCUCAACACACCCCCCGUCAUUGUCCUACUUCAUGGAAGAGACAGAGCCUUCUGAAAUGAGAUCUGCCCUUAAAGUCUCUUGUCUUCUUCCUCCGCUUUCUGAGGAAACAUCGCCCCCACCAGUUGUUUCCUGUACGCCCUCACUCUCUCUCCUCCACCUCUGUUGCCUCUGCCCAUCAGCACAUGCUGACUCCACCAUGUUGGCUUCUGCAGACUUUACCCUCACUUUCUUCUCCACCAGCCCCAGGAAGGGCCUCCAGCACCUACGACUGCCCUCCCUCUUGAGGCCCCUCGGCUUCCCCCAGCUCCUGGCAGCAGCGUCCCAGCGCCUCCAGGACACACAUCUUACCCCCCAGCUCUCCACGCCACUUGGCUCUGCGUCGACUCCUCCUGGACUCCCCCGGCCCCACGGUACCCAGAAUGUCAUGUUCUUGUGUUUCUUCUCCUUUCCCAAUCCCUCUCGGCCAUGUGUGUAUUUAAGUAUGUAUGUAUUUAUUUAUUUAUUUAUUUAUGAUUUAUUUAUUGACACCCCUACUUUGAUCGACAAAGAAAUCAAGGUAGAUCUGACCAGUAUUCCCCUCUCUUCUCCUUGCCCCAAUGCGUGGACAUGCCUUACACUGGUGUCCUCUCCUGGGUCCCCCUGAACUCUUCCUCAGCAGCCUCAACCUGCCUUAAGACCAGGCCACACCUUUAUAAGCUGCCCCCACCCCAACCCAUCUCUGCAGCCCAACCCUCUCCUGAGCUCCAGGCUGGGAUUACACCUGCUGGGGGGACACUCACCCCAUCUGCUCUCAUAGCAGCACCAUCAACUCAACAUGUCAGAAAGCCAAGUGGAUCAUCUGUGUCCCUUCGCACAAUCCCUCCUUUUUCUACUGAAAGACCCAUGAUUCCAACAGCCACCCAGUCUGAGACGCUGACGUCAUCCUCGACUCUUCUCCCACGUCCUGCCUUGCUAAGUCUUCCCGCUAGCACUAACCUCACCUCUUUACUUGUCAUUUGACUAUUUCAGCAACAGUCUCACCUCCCAGAUUACCUCUGUGCACGCUGACACAUUGUCCAGUCCAUCCUGAACAUGCACGGUGAUUUUUAUCUCCCGUUGCACACAAACAUUUAAAAGUUCCCCAGCCCAUGACAAACGUACAGUUCUCUAUUUUGACAUUACAGACUACCAGGUAAGGCCCCGUUCUUCCUUUACACCCUCCCCUGGCCAGCAUAGCAGAGCUGUUUUUCCUGGAAAGGGUGCCUGCAUUUUCCUGUCUCUGUGCCUUUGGUCUUGCUGUUCCCAUCCCCUGGAAUGCUCCCUUUUCUUCCCUUCAAAGCUCAUGCAGAAACCACGUCUUUCAUGAAGCCCUCCUGAGCUACCAACCACUGGGAUCUCUCCCUCUGCUGAACCACCAUAGCACUUUAUUUGUACCUUUCUCAUGGCACUUACCAUAUUCUGCCUUGUAUUAUAGUUAUUUGUGCACUUGUCCUAUGACUGUUCUUAGACUGUAAGCUCGCCAAGGGCAGGGACUGUGUUUUAUUCCCCUGUAACCAUCACAGCACUAGGCGUGGUGCAUAGCACACAGCAGUUCCUCAAUAAAUGUUUGUUGGAUUAAAUCCUUAA